Molecule: messenger RNA, 1080 nt
Organism: Rhinocladiella mackenziei CBS 650.93
Lineage: Eukaryota; Fungi; Ascomycota; Eurotiomycetes; Chaetothyriales; Herpotrichiellaceae
Exons: 3
Coding region: 1-1080 (359 amino acids)
Biological process (GO): protein import into mitochondrial matrix
Cellular component (GO): mitochondrial outer membrane translocase complex; mitochondrial outer membrane
Molecular function (GO): transmembrane protein transporter activity
Source: RefSeq, a predicted model, not a curated record
AUGGCCGUUGUGGAAGAGAAAUCACCAUCGUCGUCGCUCUCCUUUCUGACAGACAAUGCCAUCGCCGCAGCCAUCUCAGAUAUCUACUCAAAUCUGUCGGAGAGAAGGAAACUUCUGGGUCUUGAGAAUCCCGGCACGGUCGAUAACAUAGCGCGAGAAGUGCAGAAAGAUGUUCUCCUAUCGAAUUUCAUGUUCUCCGGCCUGCGGUGCGACCUUCAGAAGGUUUUCAGUAUAAAUCCUUUGUUCCGGCUACAACAUGGAUUUGCAAUGGGCUCACAAGCUCUGCCACCCUGGCAAUUAACGGCCUUGUAUGGGACUUCAAAUGUUUUCAUGCAAGCGACCUACUCCAGCGACAAAUCUUUGACGGCAUGGGGAAAUCUGAGAUGGUCUCCACGAUUUAUUACCAAGACGCAAACCUCCAUCGAUCCUCGACAGGCUCAGGCCAUGGUCCAAUUCGACAACGAAUACAACGGCGAUGAUUUCUCGGCUUCCCUCAAAGCCAUCAGUCCUUCCAUCCUUGAAGGAGGAUUCACUGGCAUUGUCAUUGGCAGCUAUCUCCAAUCUUUGACGCCAAAGUUGGCUCUGGGUCUAGAAGGAGUAUGGCAGCGAGCGGCGAUGAAUUCCCGGCCUGAAACCGCAUUAUCCUACUGCGCAAGAUAUAAAGGAACAGACUGGAUUGCCAGUGCACAAUAUCUCGCUCAGGGCUCAUUGGGAGCAUCAUACUGGCGAAAGCUGACUGACAAAGUCGAGGCUGGUGUUGACUGCCAACUGCAAUUUGCCCCUGGUAUUGGCGGUGGCAUGUUUGGAGGCCUUCGACGUGAAGGAACUACUACCGUUGGUGUCAAAUAUAAUUUCACCAAUUCGGUCUAUCGGGCGCAGGUUGAUAGUGGUGGCAAGUUCGGCGUCUUCCUGGAUAGGAGAGUUGCACCGCCUGUGAAUUUGACAUUCGUGGCCGAGAUCGACCAAUGGAAGAACACCCACAAACUCGGUCUGGCCGUCUCGAUCGAAGGAGCUCCAGAAGAACUGCAAGAAAUCGCUGAACGACCAGAAACCAAAAACGCUCUUCCUCCCCCUAUCUAA